Molecule: messenger RNA, 2845 nt
Organism: Pogona vitticeps (central bearded dragon)
Lineage: Eukaryota; Metazoa; Chordata; Lepidosauria; Squamata; Agamidae
Source: RefSeq, a predicted model, not a curated record
CGGGCGAGCGGCGCAUGCGCCCUUCCGAGGCCCGGCCCGGAGCGGCUUCCUCGCAACGCCGCCGAGCUGUUUGGGAGGGACGGACGGCCGCCUCGCCGACGGAACGGAGCGGCCAGACCAGGGCCGGGCGGAGGACGCGGAGGAGGGAGCAGGACCGACGCGCGGGCCGAAGAGACCUGCCUGAGGCGGCGGUUCGAAUCUGCCGAAAGUGGCUUUGAAAGUGAAAUACCAUGAAGAACCAAGAUGGAGAAAGCAAAGUUGCCCUUUCGCCAGCCAGCCCUUCGAAAACAAGCAGCAGCCUAAGCCUGGAAGAUGGUGACUUCGCUGAGGCCUCUCUAGGAACAGCUGGGAGCAGUGAAUGCCCAGCCGUGCCUGAAACAUGCAGUGCAAAGCUUUUGGUUGAUGGACACGUCGAGAAUGCUGUUGCCGAGGAAAAGAGCCAGAGAAGCAGAGAUGCACCCGUCGUAGAGGAGGCCCUGUCAAGGCCCCACCAGCCUGCCACCUGUGACGUCUCGGAAGAGCUGAGCAGGCAGCUGGAGGACAUCCUGAACACCUACUGCAUGGAUAGCAACCAGGAAGGCCCAGGAGACGAUAAUGGCCAGAGUGAGCCCGUAGAGCUGGAGGAGGCGGAGAAGUGCCGGAGCGAAUCCCCAAGGAACUGCGAGCCGGAGCAGAGUUGCCCUGAAAUAAACGGGGAAAAGGAGGGCCCCAGGGGAGCCAGCGAGGAGAGCAGUGAACGUGAUCAGAAACGAGCCCAGGAGAAAAAGAAGGCCAAGGGGCUUGGCAAGGAGAUAACACUAUUGAUGCAGACCCUGAACACUCUCAGCACACCUGAGGAGAAGCUGGCAGCCCUGUGCAAGAAGUAUGCAGAGCUGCUGGAAGAACACAGAAAUUCUCAGAAGCAAAUGAAGAUCCUCCAGAAGAAGCAGACUCAGCUAGUGCAGGAGAAGGACCACCUCCGGAGCGAACACAGCAAGGCCAUCCUGGCACGGAGCAAACUAGAGAGCCUUUGCCGGGAGCUGCAGAGACACAAUCGCACCCUCAAGGAGGAGGGGGUCCAGCGAGCCCGGGAGGAGGAAGAGAAGCGGAAGGAGGUCACGUCCCACUUCCAGGUGACUCUCAAUGACAUCCAGUCCCAGAUGGAGCAGCACAAUGAGCGCAACUCCAAGCUGCGGCAGGAGAACAUGGAGCUAGCGGAAAGGCUGAAGAAACUCAUUGAGCAGUACGAACUGCGGGAAGAGCACAUAGACAAGGUGUUUAAACACAAGGAUCUGCAGCAGCAGCUGGUAGAUGCGAAACUCCAGCAGGCCCAGGAGAUGCUGAAGGAGGCUGAGGAGCGACACCAGCGGGAGAAGGACUUUCUGCUGAAAGAAGCUGUAGAGUCCCAACGAAUGUGUGAGUUGAUGAAGCAACAGGAGACGCAUCUCAAGCAGCAGCUGGCUCUCUACACAGAGAAGUUUGAAGAGUUUCAGAACACACUCUCCAAAAGCAGCGAGGUCUUCACCACCUUCAAGCAAGAAAUGGAGAAGAUGACAAAGAAGAUCAAGAAGCUAGAGAAAGAAACCACCAUGUACCGGUCUCGCUGGGAAAGCAGCAACAAAGCCCUUUUGGAAAUGGCAGAGGAGAAAACCGUGCGAGACAAAGAGCUGGAGGGACUCCAGGUGAAAAUCCAGCGCCUCGAGAAGCUGUGCCGGGCCCUGCAGACCGAGCGCAACGACCUGAACAAGAAGGUGCAGGACCUGUGGGCCCUCGCACCUUUGGCGGCCAGCGCAGAUAUCCGGGAAACACCCAAGGACCCAUCCUCCCAGGGCGGCUCGGAGGCGCUGACCCCACAGGGCGCCACGAGGGGAGAGUGCCUUGCGCUGGCCCACGCCUCGGGCUUCACGGAACCUCCAGGGAGGCUCGGGGAGCGGGUCCCGGGAGCGCCCCCUCAGGACCAAGCGGAGGACGAGGCUGCGAAUUCUGCCGAGUAGAGGAAAGGGUGGGUAGCCGGCGUUCUUCCCGAGAGACAGAUCAUUCCCCUCUCUGGGCCCCAGCCUGGGGGAGCCAGAACUCGGUCCUUCUGGGGGGGGGGGUUAAGGUUUCCCAGUUAAGGCUUUUGACCGUAUUGAAGGCUUUUUUUUGGUUUGUUUUGUUUUACUUUAAAAAAACAUCACUAUAUGACAUGAUGUUGCGCAAGGCAAUAUCCACUUUUUUAUAUAUAGCUCUAUCAACAAGAUUGAUCCACUUCUCAGUGUGUUGCGUGGACAUCUGUGUGGCAGUUUCACCAGAAAACCUUCCCAAGGAGGGGGAUGAGGGAAACGGGCCACUGCUCCAAACCCCACCUGCCCGUCCCCAUUCCCCCCCCUCCUCCCCCCAAUGCCUCCUCGUGAAUGGCUUCCAUCUCUCUGGCUGCUACAGUUCAUUAGGGGAGCUCGGCUGCUGUGAUCGCCCACUGAAAGCAAAAGAAGUUGACCCUCACCAGGAGGGGCUUCGAAGGCUUCUUGUUUUCUCUCUCUUUCUUUUUUUAUAAAAACCAACAUGAUCCAGCAGUUUAACCACCAGUACAGGAGACUCAGGAGUUUGCUAUGUCCUAGGUUGUUAUUUUUAGAGUGUAGGGUGUGUGUUUUUCCUCCCCCCCCCGUCCCCACUUCUUCCUGGAAAAGGGGAGAAUAAAAUGGAUGUGUCUUUGGUUCAUGGGAACAAGAUGCAGCAGCUCCGGGCCCUGUUUGGUUUGGGGGAAACGGGGUGUCCUCUCCAGGACGUUGCUACUUCCAGAAUCUGUGUCUCAAUAGCCUUAUGACUUCACCGUUGCCUCUCUACUUAUAUGCACACACGCACAAGUGUAUGUAUUAAAGAUGUAAUC